UUUAUGGGGAUUGACAGGGUGUUUACCUAUGUUAAUUAAGAAUAAUUGACACGCCCUGUCAACUUUAGAAGGAAUGGGAUUCAGCAUGAUAAGAAUGAAACUGCGAACGAUUCUGAGGUUUAAGAACACCUUCGUAAUUCUGCUUAAGACUUUUCGUAGAACUUUCUUAUGAACACAUUUAAGACAAUUCUUCGGAAGAUAUUGGUGAAUGAGGCCCAAUCAGGCAGCUACAGCGCUACACUCUGGGGGCAUGUUUGUCAACCCCUAUGUUCAUGCCCCCAGAGUGUAGUGCGGUAGCUGAAGAAAUGGAGACCUAUGUGAAAAAUCGCCGGAUUUAUCCUUUAAAUAAAAACCACUGUUUAUUGUUUAAAAACUGUGCAAGUUAUCAGGUAAAUGUCAGACAUGGUAUCUAAUGACCAUUUUUUGCCAAUAAAAUGUGUCUAAUGACUAAAAUUACCUAUUAAGGUGCAAUACCAAAUAUAAGUUAUACGAUUACACCAUUGAUACACAUGUACAUCCAGAGUAUCAGAAACACAACACGAAAGCAGUCUUGGUCUAAGGUGUUAAGCUGUGGACAAAACUAACAUAGAGCCAACAAUAGAUACAGCCAACAUGAGAAGUUAAAGACAGUCAAAGUUUACCAGCCGCUCUCCCCUAACAUGACUGAGACAUACUGUGCACCUCUCGACAGGAAAAUGAGGAAGAACGAAAAGGCGCCAAGGAAGUGAAAUAUCAGAAGACUCAACUGUUUAUUUUAACAAGAUGUUUAUUUUGAGAACAUGUACUUCACUCAGCCUAUACACUGACAGAAGACAGUUCAUGCUGCAUGCUUUGUGGACUUAUUUACUUAACCAAACAUCCAUAGCUGGAAUGAAGACCAUAAUCACGACAGAACAAGAUAUGCUUUUAAAAGGCAUGAAGGUAUUUUUGGUGCAUUUUCUCCUGGGUCUAACAGGGGUGCAGAGUGAAUGGAGUGUGACCUACUCCUCUACACAUGUCUGUGGUCUUAAAGGAGCAUCAGUGGUCCUGCCCUGCACAUACCAGUAUUCUAAUGAAGGGGCGUAUCUGGGAGGAGAGUGGUAUGAAGAGAAGAGUGGUAGAGUCAUAAAACACAGUCACUCUAAUUAUCCUGACUGCAGUCUGAACAUUGACACACUUUCAGAUGGAGACUCUGGUGUUUAUCAGUUUCGCUUUUAUACAGUCUUACACUUGACUUGGAUGACAAGCAAACCUGGGAUUACAGUGUCUGUUACAGAUCUGACAGUAGAGGAAGCGGCUGCACACAAACAGAAUCAGACUGAGGUGACCUGCAGCUCCUCCUGCAGUUUGCACCCUGAACUUCAGUAUGUCUGGUACAAGACUGGACAGAUUCUACAAGACAGAACCACAGCCUCCAUACUAGUCUAUGAAGUGGCCAGUUACUCCUGUGCAGUGAGAGGUCAUGAAGCUCUACGCUCCCCAGCAGUGUGUGUUCCAGAUAAACAGUGCUGGGGUGUGACCUACUCUGAUGAGAAUAUCUGUGUAUUAAUGGGCUCAUCAGUGGACAUUCCAUGCACUUACUUGCACCCAAGAGAUGACCGCAUCAAAGAAAUGUUUUGGUUUCACAAACAAAAAUAUGAAAAGUAUUUUGGUGAAAAAGAAAAUAGUUGUACCCUGAGACUGGAACACAUCAGAGAGAGUCACUCUGGAGAAUAUACCUUCAGGUUUACAACAGGACGAGGACAGAAUUACUCUGGAUUACCUGGAGUCAACAUCUCUGUUACAGAUCUGCAGGUGUGGGCACCUCUUGAUACAGUGAAAGAGGGGGACAAAGUCACCCUCACCUGUAAUACUACCUGUACUCUGAGUAACGACCCCACCUUCAUCUGGUACAAGAAUGGACAGCCUGUGACCUACAAACAUACAACCAGAAACAACAAGCUGCAACUAAACCCAGUCAGCAGUGAGGAUGCAGGCAAUUACUCCUGUGCUGUUAAAGGAGACGAGAGUCUCUCUUCAAUAGCUGUCUCUCUUGAUGUCCGAUACAAGCCAAAGAAUGUCCUCGUGUCCAUCACUGCCUCUAGUACAACAGAGGAGGCCAGUGUAGUGACUCUGACCUGCAGCAGUGAUGCCAACCCACCAGUGCACACCUACACCUGGUACAUGAAGAGUGGAGCUGAAUCUCUUGUUAGGGGCACAGGGGAGAGUAUCAGCUUCAAUGUGACCUCUGAUACCAGUGGACUUUACUACUGUGAGGCACAAAAUGAAGAAGGCUCUCAGAUUUCUACUGAAGUCACUGUCCAAACAGAUGCUGAUGUCCUCCUGCCAGCCAUUGUCACCACAUUCAUCAUUCUCGCCGUCCUGCUGAUACUUGGAAUUGUGCACUUGAGAAAGAAGAAUGCUGAAAGUAUUACAAGGGCCACAAAUGUUAACACACAGAGUGACUCAGGUCCCAUGUACAGCACCAUCACAGCAAGAGCCACGACCUCUGACCCCACACAGAGAGCGACCUCAUGUGAUCAAGAUGACAUUAAGUAUGCCAGUGUUCAGAUCAAUCUCUCCAAAACACAGGAAGUGCCUCUAAAUUCCACUGUUAACAUGGCUCCAACAUCCGCACUGGACAACAACAUUGUCUACACUUCAGUUCAGCUCCUCACAGGGAGUGCUGCCACCAGAGCUGAUGAUAAUGGUGAGAUCUACAGUGCAGUCCACAAACCCUGACAGAGAGAAAGGACAGAAAUACCAUCUGUUCAUCUCAUCGUCAGAGUAUAGCGUUCAGUCCCACCCACCUUCCACGAGGGCUUACUUUCCAGAAGUAAAUUUUCCGUUAAUUUCUCCAAUAGAUGUCUGGAAAAUCUGUAUAUAGUUCUAAAGAGUUUUAGACCUGUGUCUUAAGCUGACCAGCUAUGACGUGACUUGUGACGUAAUCAGUUCAUGUUGAGCAAAAAAACUAACAGAAAAACUAAAAUAAAGGUAAAGGUUUUAAAAGCUACAUUGUGUAAUUGUUUGGGCCGAUUUUUAGCAAAAACACAU
Molecule: messenger RNA, 3012 nt
Organism: Alosa sapidissima (American shad)
Lineage: Eukaryota; Metazoa; Chordata; Actinopteri; Clupeiformes; Clupeidae
Product: B-cell receptor CD22-like
Exons: 11
Coding region: 763-2700 (645 amino acids)
Source: RefSeq, a predicted model, not a curated record